Messenger RNA from Clonostachys solani, 2562 nucleotides. NCBI's taxonomy places the organism in Eukaryota, Fungi, Ascomycota, Sordariomycetes, Hypocreales, Bionectriaceae. The record is from the annotation of a GenBank genome assembly.
AUGGUCCCUCACAAGUGGAUAGGCAUUGGUGUGGCUACCCUUCUGGCGCCGACAGUUUGCUCCCAGGCCUUGCCAAAGUUUGCUCCUCCAACGGGCCAAAGUCAAGCUGUCGGUCGAAGAGCAUUAGCUGCCAGCCUGGAGCAGCGGACUCAUUUCCCCAGAGCGCCCUGCACAGUCCGCGAUGCCCUCAACAUUGAGGCUCCCAAGGAGAACAUCUGGGGAGAGCUAUCGGGGCCAGAAACCGCCACCAUUGUUGCAUGGCUCUUCGCUCAGAAGGACCUCAAUCUUACCACCGUUGAGAAUGCUGGAAGCUGGGACAACACACUGUAGGUAAAAUCCUUUUUGUUAUGUGCCCUGGCCGCCCUCCGCUAACGUAAGACGAUCACUAUAGGCUUUCAGUUGAGUUGAUGCAGCCCAACAAGACCGAUGCUCUCACAUAUCUCGACAAUAACGGCACCGCUCCUGUCCGGUAUGCUCGUGCAGUCAUCAACAACCAGGCCACUGAGGAACCCUACUAUCAAGAUUUGCUGGUCGGCCCUCUUCCUGUUGUCAAUGGCACUACGCAUUGGGAGCCAUUGGAAUAUCCCUUCACAAGGAAGACCGGAGGCCGCGUGCGUAAUCUUGCCGCUGAUGUCUACACUGUUUUCGCGAAGUGGACAUUGGAGGUUAGUGCGAACGUCUCCGAUAUUACUCUCGACUUGUGGAAUGCAACCGCGCUAGGGCUUGACAACGACACCAUUGCGAUUGGUAGCAUCGACCCGUUGUACCAGGACGGUGACCGUAUCAGGCGAUGGGACGGCUUCUGGAGCCUCCCUCAGGAUAUCUUUGCUUCCAGUUCCAUGACACCAAUGGGUCUCUAUUUCAUGUCUGAUACUACUGGGCGAGACCCCUCAAAGUGGUUCGUCGAGGGUUGGUACUAUAAUGGCAUUUUCUACGAGUCCACUGAGGAGUUCCGCGAUGCUUACUGGAGUGGAAAGGUCGAGAAGCUGGAUGGCAACUGGGACGGCCCUUGGGCCCACACCGACCAGCAAGGCGAUAUCCUCCCUCAGGACGUUUUAUCGCCACCCGUUACUGUUGCUCCCCAAGGCGACAGGUACUCUGUUGAUCCUAGACGGAAAUAUACUGAGUGGAUGGGCUGGUCGUUCUAUAUCGGCUUCAGUCGCGAUACUGGAAUGACCUUGAACGACAUAAGAUACAAGGGGAAACGAAUCAUCUACGAGCUUGGCCUGGAGGAAGCUCUUUCUCAUUACGCCGGUAGCGACCCCAUCCAGUCCCAUACUGCCUAUCUCGAUGGCUACUAUGGUUUUGGACCGUACUCGUUUGAGCUGCUCAAGGGCUACGACUGCCCAGACUACGCCACUUACCUGAACUCAACCUUCUACGUGUCAGAGACGUCCCGCACCCAUCUGAAUAAUAUCUGUCUGUUUGAAACUGAGAGUGAUUUUCCCCUGGCCCGUCAUAGCGCGGCCAAAUACGUCGCGGCAACCAAGAACAUCAAAUUUGUGGUCCGCUCCAUCUCGACCCUUGGCAACUACGACUACAUCUUCAGCUAUAGUUUCUUCAUGGACGGCUCUCUCGCCAUUGAAGUGCGCGCCUCCGGUUACAUCCAGGCUGCCUUCUACGCCAAGAAUGAAGACUAUGGCUUCCACAUCCACGAUCAGCUGUCAGGCUCUAUGCACGACCAUGUCCUCAACUUCAAGGCUGAUUUUGAUAUCCUCGGUACCGAUAACUCGGUCGAGCUUAUCAAGCAGGUGCCGCACACGACCACCUAUCCCUGGUCCAAGGGCAAGGUCUUCAAUACGAUGAAAAUCGAGCGUUCAUUCAUCGAGGACGAGGACGAGGGACGAUUCAACUGGGCUCCCAAUGCCCAGGCCCAGGUUCUAGUUGUAAACCGCGACGAGCCCAACCGGUUCGGCGAGCCCCGAGGCUACCGCAUUCUGCCAUACACCGGUGCCGUCCACCUCACAGUUGAGAAUUCGACUGUGUUGCACAACGCCUCCAACUGGGCUCGCCAUGAUAUCAUGGUCUCACGGCGCAAGGAUACAGAGCCGCAUAGCGUGCACCGGUACAACAAUCAGGACACCCACGACCCGCCUGUCAACUUUGAUGACUUUUUCGACGGGGAGAGCCUGAAUCAGACGGAUCUGGUUGUUUGGUUCAACCUAGGCAUGCAUCACAUCCCCCACACAGUAAGCGAUUAACUGUCCAAGGGUCAAUCACUUGACCCAUAAGAUGAGACUUGAGAAUGCUAAUGACGGACUACAGGGCGAUCUUCCCACAACUGUCUUCACAACGGCCCACUCUGGUAUCCAGUUCAUGCCUUCCAAUUACUUCGAGGUCGGCCCCAACCAGGAGACAAUUAACAUGGUACGAGUCGACUACAGUGACGGCAAGGUCACGGACGUGGUGACUUUUGGCGCCUCGAAGGAGACGUGUGAGCUGGCCUACGAGCCAUCGUUUACCGAUCUCUGGGAGUACAAGGGCGAUGUCGUGGUGCGUAAGUUCCCGUACAUGCCCAAUGAGCCUUACUACGCAAGUCCAGGGUCACAAGGCUCUAGUUAG